This is a messenger RNA of Vigna angularis (adzuki bean), 372 nucleotides long. RefSeq lists its product as uncharacterized. The transcript has a single exon. The record is from RefSeq and is a predicted model, not a curated record. Lineage: Eukaryota; Viridiplantae; Streptophyta; Magnoliopsida; Fabales; Fabaceae. Bases 1 to 372 code for a protein of 123 amino acids.
AUGGCUUAUUUAUCUGCCAACUUAAAUUCAGUUUCAGUCCUCAACGGUAUAAAUUUUAAGGACUGGAAAGAGAACAUAGAGAUAGUUAUUAGCUGCAUGAAUCUCGACCUCACAUUAACGAUUGAGAAACCUCUUUCUCUUAAGGACUCAAGUACUUGUGAUGAGCGGACAAAAUAUGAGAAGUGGGAUCACUCAAAUCGCAUGAGUUUGAUGAUCAUUAAGCGCGACAUUCCAGAGGUCUAUAGAGGUACUAUAUCUGAGGAAAUUACAAGUGCUAUAGAUUUCCUUGAUAAGAUUGAAAAACGUUUUGUGAAAAGCGAAAAGGUAGAAGCAAGUGCACUUCUUCAAAGCUUGGUUUCCAUGAGGUAUUAA